Messenger RNA from Vicia villosa (hairy vetch), 2086 nucleotides. RefSeq names its product BTB/POZ domain-containing protein At3g05675-like. The transcript has 2 exons. The record is from RefSeq and is a predicted model, not a curated record. The coding region runs from base 211 to 1674 and encodes 487 amino acids. NCBI's taxonomy places the organism in Eukaryota, Viridiplantae, Streptophyta, Magnoliopsida, Fabales, Fabaceae.
UUAUAUAAAAGAAAUAUUUUUGUUAUAUCUUCUUACAUAUAGUACCAGAGCUGGUAAAAGGUUUAAAAAAAAAUAGCUAUAAAUAAAACUAAUAAAAUAUCCCUUUGAAUCUGUUCAUCUAAAUCCAUUUCUCGCGAAACAGAAAAUUCUUCUCCAUUUCCUGCCAAUUUCAAGUUGUUUCCCUCAAAUUUUCCAUCCUUUCCUCCCGACAUGAUACCCGCCGCCGGCGUUUUCAGAAAGAGGCAGCGCACCACUACCACCCGCCAUUCCUCCACCGCCGGUAUCGCCAACUCCUCAUUCUUCGACAUAACUCAAAACCACCACCGUUGCUCUCCAACCACCACAUGUGACACCGCCUCCCUCUUAUUCAACGAUGCCUCCACCGCAGACGUCGUCCUCCGCCUCUUCACCGAUACAAUCUCCUCGCCGGAAUCAUCUCCCUCCGUCGACUCAAAGCCGAUCUCCGAUCUCCACGUUUACCUCCACUCGGACAUCAUUCGCCGGUCCAAAUAUUUCUCCGCCCUCCUAUCCGACCGCUGGAUCGGCAACGUCCACCCUCAAUCUCCGUCGCAGGAGCAAACCACAAACCACGAACUCUUACGCUUAAACCUUGGAGUUCCACCUUCUCCUGGCUCGAUCCAGAACCAUCUCACCGUGCUGGAACUUCUCUACACGAACGAUUUCUCAAACGCGGUGGAAAGCGUAUCGACGGCUCUGGAUCUCCUCCCUGUCGCGUUAGAAUUGCUCUUCGAAGACUGCGUCCGGUGGUGUGUGAGUUAUCUCGAAGCCGUGCCGUGGACGGAGGAAGAAGAAAACGGAGUGGUAAACCUAAUUCCUUUCCUUAGCGAAGAAGAAUCGAAAGAGCUUGUAGCUAGGGUUUCACCCGUAGGAGAAAACGCAUGCGAGGAAAUGCUGCAAGGUUUAAUUUCAUCGGCGAUGAACAAUUACGGAAACACAGCGUUCGUGAAAGCGUUCGUAGGGAAGAUAUUGAGGGACGUAUCUUCACGAGUAACGGCGAAGAGAGUUUUGGAGGAAGCGUUUAGGAAAAGCUUGAAAACGGUGAAGCAAUCGUUGGAGGAUUAUUCGAGUCCUGUUUUUAGAGGUGAUCAUAAUGAAACGGAAGCUAUUCAGAGGUUGAAUCUUCAUAAAGCUUCUACUAUUGGGAAACAUCUUCUAUGGCUUGUGGAGAGGAUGAUUGAGCUUAGGGUAGCUGAUGCGGCCGUGCGUGAAUGGAGUGAACAAGAAGCCUUUACUGCUGAUUUGAAGAGAGCGUUUCGUGAUGAUGCUUUGAGGAAUAUUGUGCCUGGUCUUCCUGCUGUUAUUCUUCGUUGUACAUCUAAGCUUGCUCAUGCUGUUUGUGCUGGCACUAUUUUGGCCUCUACUCAGGUGAGAAGGAAACUCGUAGAAGAUUGGCUUCCUGUUUUGAUUAUAUGCAAAGACAAUGUUUCACCCGCCAGCAACAAAUCGUUAUAUCUAGAACUGGAAGAAACUUUUUUGCAAAUCAUCUCCACAUUGCCCAUGUCAGAUGCUCAAGAAUUGUUGCAGCAGUGCCUCAGCUUUUCAACCCGAAAUGUUGAAGACUGUCCUCACUUGGUAACAGCGUUCAACACCUGGUUCCGCCGUGCAGCCCAUCCCUUCAAGUUAGAUUGUCCGUACGAUUCAUCAGAUACCUGAUCUGCUGGAACUUUGUUGGCAAGCUUGUUAAAUAUUGUACAGUUUGUAAAAAAAAAAAAAACUUUUUAGAAAGUUGAACAGUAACUUUGUACAUAUAACUGGUUUCUGUCUUCUAAGACAAACAUCAACCAAGAUACUUAGACCCUGUCCUGUGGUUGUUGGCAUGUCUGGUAUGUUCCCUGAAAUGCAAGAUUUUAGUUGCAUGUAUUUCUCAGUUGAAAUGAUGCUUUGCAAUUUUGGGAUAAAGUGGGGAAAGAAAUACUAGCUUUGGAUUUCUUGUGAAUAAAUCCAUUUCUCUGCUUAAACUUUUUGCAUUUUAUAAAUUGUCCCUCAUUAUUAUCAUGGACUAGGAUCUCUUGUGAAUAAAUUCAUUUCACCCAAAAAGUUUCAAAUUUACGAAAUUAAUGAUUAA